GUAUCUUUUACCAAUUUGCCAUGCUGGCACAUGCAUGAUAUGUAUAUGUGUAACCUCGUAAACGCACGUGAGCUUAGCACAGCUUUAUAAGAGCUAUUCUUCAUCUUAGGAAAGAAGAUAUUUUCUAAUCUGACAUCCAAACAGGCCAUGCAUGGACAACGAGCCUUUUCUAAAUUUUGCUCUUUCCACACAGCCCUCCAUUCUUUCUGCGAAAAAACCUCCAAAAUACCCUCUAAAUCUAGAGAAGAUUUCAUCAGCCUAUGUUCCAUAGGAAGCCUGAAAGAAGCCUUUAAAAGAUUCCAAUCUGAAAUCUGGUCAGACCCAUCUCUCUUCUCCCACCUCUUGCAAGCAUGCAUCCCCAAACAGUCCCUUUCACUAGCCAAACAGCUCCAUUCCCUCAUAAUCACAUCUGGGUCCUCUUCAGACAGGUUCAUCUCCAACCAUCUUCUCAACGUGUAUGCCAAAUGCGGUCAAUUAACCAUGGCAGCCGCAUUGUUUGACGUGAUGCCAAGGAAGAAUGUCAUGUCCUCUAACAUUUUGAUUGGAGGGUUUAUCCAAAAUGGAGAUUUGGAGCUUGCCCAGAAGGUUUUUCACGAAAUGCCAGAGAGAAACGUUGCAACAUGGAAUGCAAUGGUCACGGGACUGAUCCAAUUUGGGUUAAAUGAAGAUGGGUUGGAUUUGUUCUAUCAGAUGCAGAGGUUGGGACUGCAGCCGGAUGAAUUCACUUUGGGAAGUGUAUUGAGGGGCUCUGCGGGUUUGAAGAGAACAGAAUCAGGCCAGCAGAUUCACACCUACAUCAUCAAAUCUGGGUUUCAUUCAAAUUUAUGUGUUGGGAGCUCUCUCGCUCACAUGUACAUGAAAUGUGGGUGCGUCAAAGAAGGAGAACAGGUGUUUGCAGGGAUGCCUGUCCAUAAUGUCGUUGCCUGUAAUACUGUUAUUGCAGGCAGGGCUCAAAAUGGGGAUGCUGAGGGAGCUUUGGAUCAGUUUAAUCUGAUGAAGUUGACGGGAUUCAGGCCAGAUCAAAUCACUUUUGUGAGCAUUAUUAGCUCAUGUUCUGAGUUAGCAACGCUUGGGCAAGGUCAGCAAGUUCACGCACAAGCCAUCAAAGCAGGCGCAGAUUCAGAAGUGUCUGUGAGAAGUUCCCUUGUUAACAUGUAUUCAAAAUGCGGAUGUCUGGAUGAUUCCAAGAGAGCCUUCUUGGAAUAUGAAGAUUUGGACAUUGUCUUGUGGAGUUCGAUGAUUAGCGCUUAUGGGUUUCACGGGCAUGGGCAGGAGGCUAUUGGGUUGUUUGAACGAAUGGAAAACGAAGGAAUUGAGCUGAAUGAUGUCACAUUUUUAGGUUUGUUGUACGCUUGCUGUCACAGUGGAUUGAAGGAACAAGCAGCAGAGUUCUUCAAGCUGAUGACAGAGAAGUAUGAAUUGCAGCCUAGAUUGGAGCAUUACACUUGUAUGGUUGAUCUUCUCGGGCGUUCAGGCUGCCUGGAUGAAGCAGAAGCUCUGAUUAGAUCAAUGCCUGUAAAGCCUGAUGCAGUUAUUUGGAAGACUCUGUUAUCUGCUUGUAAGAUCCAUAGAAACGCCGAGAUGGCAAGCAGGAUUGCAGAACACGUUCUUAGGCUCGACCCUGGAGAUUCUGCUCCAUACGUGUUGCUUUCAAACAUCCAUGCUUCUGAGAAGAAAUGGGGGGAUGUGACUGAGGUGAGGAGAGCCAUGAGAGAGAGGAAGGUGAAGAAAGAGCCUGGAAUCAGUUGGUUUGAGGUAAAGAACCAGGUGCAUCAGUUCUGUAUGGGUGAUCAGUCUCACCCAAAAUGGAGAGAGAUCGAUGCAUACCUAAAAGAACUGAUGGCUGAGAUAAAGGAACACGGAUACGUGCCUGAUACAGCCUCUGUUUUGCAUGAUAUGGAGGUUGAAGAGAAGGAACAUAGCUUGGCUCACCACAGUGAGAAGCUGGCGAUUGCAUUCGCGCUCCUGAGCAUCCCCUCCAAAGCUCCAAUCAGGAUCAUGAAGAACUUGCGAGUUUGCAAUGAUUGCCAUGUUGCAAUCAAGUUCAUAUCCAAGAUCACUGUCCGGGAAAUCAUUGUUAGAGAUGCAAGUCGGUUCCAUCAUUUCAAAGAUGGGGAAUGUUCUUGCAGUGAUUACUGGUGAUGAUAGCUGAGCUUACAAUCAGAUGAGUUAUUGUGUCAAAUGCUAAGGUGUUGUGCAUGUUUGUGCAUGCCUGUAACAUUAACAAACCAUUUGAAAAGCAGAAACAGAUGCCAUUUGUUCAAACAUAACUCUUAGUGAGGGAUUGCAGGAUGCUUCACCCA
This is a messenger RNA of Magnolia sinica, 2303 nucleotides long. Its product is annotated as pentatricopeptide repeat-containing protein At2g41080. The transcript has a single exon. Bases 148 to 2142 code for a protein of 664 amino acids. NCBI's taxonomy places the organism in Eukaryota, Viridiplantae, Streptophyta, Magnoliopsida, Magnoliales, Magnoliaceae. Gene Ontology annotation, biological process: RNA modification. Gene Ontology annotation, molecular function: protein binding; zinc ion binding; RNA binding. The record is from RefSeq and is a predicted model, not a curated record.